GUGAGUACCACUCACUUCAUUGACUCGUGCGUACGCCCGCACGUCUGUCAGUCCAUCCUCACUCACUCGAUCCUCGCCUGGUCUCUUAGCCGCUCUACAGAGGCCAGUUCUCUCCUCCUUCGAGAGUUGCACGCUUAUCUCAUCCACGUCCUCGUCCUCGUCGUGGUAUACGACUUCAGGUAAAGUCGAGGUCGAUCAGUAGUCCAGUCAAUAACGUGCUUCCCUACGUUUGCUCGGUUUCGAUCGAUCCACAUCGAAUCGUAGUAUCGUGGAAAUCGUUGGAAAGUCUACUUUCGUGGGUGGAUGUCGACUAGCAGAAAGAACAGGAUGAGCCUGGCCAGCCUGGGAGCAAUCCUCGCCUUCCUGCUGCUUUUCAUGCUUCACACCUCAUGGGCCAGGGCCAAACCUCAGCAAAUCAAACCUGGUUGCAGGUACGAGGGUCGCAGAUACGAAGAGGGCACGUCGGUGGUCACGUCCGAGCCCUGCUUGCAGUGCAGGUGCAGUGACGGUGCGCUGAGAUGUCGUCUUCGAGUUUGUCCACGACUGCCAAACCCACCACCCACCGGAUGUCGCGUUCGUUCGCCAGGAGAGAACGUCUGUUGCCCAGAAUUAAUUUGCAGCGAGACACGUGACGCCAUGAACAUGCUACGAAGGUCUAACGUUCACGUGGAGGCAGAAGAGAAGGUUGAGGAACCUCAGAACUCUCGUUUUCAAGGUUGCCUGCAUGAGGGCGUGAGAUACGGGCCUGGCUCGGCGAUGAUGGGCUCACGUAGAUGCGAAUACUGCUACUGCAUCUCUGGAGCGAGAAAAUGCAUCAGACCAAAGUGCCUGCUGCCCCUGCCAGGAUGCACUCCACUGUAUGCCCCGCACUCCUGCUGCCCGGUUGCCUACAAUUGCACCCAUCUCCAUUCGUCGACGCUGGCGCCGAUCACGGGAAACGGGUGUCGCGUGGGUUCGAGAGUGUACGAGGAGGGUGAGAUGGUUCGGGACAUCGAAUGGAAGGCCGCCUGUGAUAACUGUUUCUGCGCGAUGGGCGCGGUACGUUGCGUGCCUCUUGCUUGUGCACCUCCUCUUCAAGGCUGCAGCCCGAUCGUACGCGAGGGACACUGCUGUCCAUCCACCUAUAACUGCAGCGGUAGCAUCGAGGUUAAGGCCACCCAGAACUACGCCUCGUACGCGUUCAUCAGCAAGGACUACGCCAAGUUUCGCAAGGAGACCAAUUUCUUUCCGGCAGUUGAUCAGACAAACCUAACCCACGCGAAUGCUCUGGUCGAGGGACGCGGUCAUCGAGUAGUCGAGGAACGAAUCGAUUCUAGUACGAGGCAGGUCGUGGAGGAAUCUUCGGUCUCCACCGAUUCUACAUCCUGGCCAUCCACCUUCGAGACCGACAUCAUGGACAACGAGAUCCUCGAGACGGUGGACUACGUGAAAUCUAGCCCGGCAAUCGUCACUACCACUCCCGUCAUCGUCGAAGAGUCAACGACGAGCGUGGACUCGACCACGCUGGAAUCAACUUUGUCGAUCAAGGAUGACGAUUUCUCGAAUGACUCGUCGACGAUUUUCUCGACGAACAGCGUUGGCGAGUCGACGACGAUCAACGUGAUCGAGGAUCUGUCGUCGCAGGACGAUACGACGACCACUACGACUAGGACGACCACCACGACUACGACGACGGCGACUAAGGAAUCAACGACCCUGUUACCGGAAGCGAGCGGGAUCGAUACAGUGACGGAGUUACACGAGUCAGAGGAGGAGAAGAUGCACAACGUGACCGUGAGGAACAAGAAUACGACCCCGUCGACGAGCGGAAAGCUCGAGCAGGAUUUCGAGCACGCCAACUCGACGGUGGAACCAGUGCAGACCACGGAGUCGAUGGGCAAAGGGUCCGUCACCAGAACGUCAUCCACCGUACUAAUGCCGGACGACAUUCUGGUGAUGAACGUGACUGUGAAAACGAACGUCUCGGUAGGUCACAUACAUGGUGUGACCAUCAACCCGAUUAGAUCGAUCCCGCCGGAUGUCGAGGCUAUCCUGAACAUCACUCACCGUGAGAAAGGCGAGGAUUAUGAUUACGAUUAUAGCGAGCCAACGUUGCCGCCGUCGUUACCCAAUGUUAGGAUAAUUCCGUUUGUGGCGGCGGACGCGUUGGUGAAAGACAAGACAGUCCCGUCCCCGGUUACCGGAUAUCCUUCCGGUUCGGUGGUAGUGCCUCCGGAGCUACGGCCCACCGACACCUCCGGAUUUUACGAUAUCGCCACUCAGGAAAACAGAUUCAGCCCGCCAGUGGAGACCGAAGGCGGAUUCGUGCCAAGGGAGCCGCCCUAUUUCGACGCCCCUUACCAUUCCACCGAUCUGAAUCUGGAAAUCGGAACAGGCGUCACCGUGGUUCCGGCGCCAAUCACCAAUCCUCAUCGUAAAAGCGAUGCCAGCAACUGUCUCUUCGAGAAUAUGGAGUACCGUCACGGGGAGAUUGUGCCGAGCAGCAGUAUCUGCGUGAUUUGCAUGUGCUACUACGGCGAGGUAGUGUGCUCCACGGAAAAAUGUCCACCUCUGAAGAUCGGAUGUAGAAGGAUCAACACCGAAGAGACGUGUUGCGGAAAAAUCGUCUGUGUAGAAGCAGAAGAAUCACCAACGGUUGUGUUAGACCGCGCGGACGCCACUGCACCAUCGCUACAUCAGCCGAUAAUAUUUCCAGACCCAUUCCGCGACGUGAUAAAGACAGAACCAGCUCCUGAUCUGCCUUCCCUGAUCGAGGACAUGAUUCCUUACCUGGUAGAACAUGGAAUCACCACUUCAAGGCCAUCGACUACCAGCACUCUAAAGCCUCUGCAAGCAAACUUUGAUUUCGUGGAUAAAUUAUCUCUCCUACGUCCACCGUACAGACCAGAAGAAGAUCCAACCAGACUAAUCACCAAGAAUAAAUAUAAUCUGAGUCAAGAUGGACAUAUAAAAGAAGCAAUCGCUUCAAAUUACAACACCAAAGAAACUGAACAAACUUUGGAUCGUGUUUCCGAAACGAUUCCCAAAAAGGUUGCUUCCUCAACCAUGGAUCAUACUACCAAGAAACAAGAAGAACAUGCUAUUUCUUCUUUUAAUACAACGAACUCUGAUCUCGUGAAAUUAAAUACUUCGCAAAUCAACGACGCUAAUAUCUCGUCUGAGUCGAAGCUCGGAGAUUCUUUGACAAAAGUUAAUAAUUCUAAAUUUCACUCGACUACGAUCAAACCAUCUUCCGGAGCUAAUACAGAGCUGGAUGAACCUAUAUUUUCUCUGGAUACUGUUCUGGAUCUGUUAUUCUCUUCAGAUACAAGUAACAAUGAGAAUAAUAAAGAUACAAAGACGACAGAGACAUCGACUACUAGCAGAUCGACUGCAAACGUUAGUGACCAAUCAGAGGAUGACAAAUUGUCUUCCAAAGUGAGCGAGAAGAUGGAGGAUCGUGUGACAGAGACUGGAACGCCGUCUAAGGUUCUAGAGAAUGAAAUUCCUAUGUCGGUAGCUAGCUUGCUAAAAUUGGCUGGAUGUAAUAUCUACGGAAGGAUGUAUCGCGUUGGAAGGAUCAUUACCGAGCUCUCUGGACCUUGCCUAGAGUGCAGGUGCACGGAGAUCGGGGUACAGUGCAAGCAGCUCAAGUGUUGAUCGAAGUUGGCCGUGCUCGGGCCAAGCUGUUUUCCUUGCAAUUAGGUUCGUUCGAGUUAAUAGAUUCACUGCUGCCUCGAUACGUUUCCAAGGGAUAGUUUGAGGAAAGGUAUGGAGGAUCUCAGUUCGAGCUACGGAGUAUGUGGCUUGCGAAGAACUGUCGAUUGCUAUAUUGUUGGAGUAAAUUUUCGAGAGUGACGGGUAAAGAGAAGGUGAACGCGAGAAGGUAGGAAGAAUUUGGAAUUGUCUUCCAUUAUCGCAAAGUUAAUGCGUUAAUGUUAAAUUAUAUCGAUUAAAGUAUGUCAGCGUUGAAUGUUUUUAGUAAAAAACGAAAAACAUGUCAGUUGCUCUUAAACUAGUUGUAUUUUUGACUGGAUAGUUUGACUUUUGCGAAGAAGUCUAGAUGAAAAUUUUAUUCUUUAAUUAUGGAGAAUUAUUCUUUAUUUCUCGAGUGAAAGUAUUUACAGUGAGCGGUGAAUGUGUUAAUUCCUCGAAUCGGAAUUAUAGCUCUCUGUUUCGUUCAAUGAUUAGCUUGUUGUAAGGCGAUGCCACGAAGGGAAUUCUGAAUAAUUGACAAAAUUUGAGGCACAUUCCGAGAUUCGAAGUCUCCCUCUCUCUCUCUCUCUCAUUACGUAUCCUUAUAAUAGCAAUCUGUAAUCCACGUUAGAAACCUCGUAACCACGACGUUACAGAGUAAUUUUAACUGCAAUUCCAUGAUGUUGCACGCUUGGAAGUUUCCUUAUAUGCAUGUAGAUGUGUCACACAAUAACAGCUAUUUCACAACCCAUUUAGUCACUGAAUUAAUUUACGCAUCCAAUAAAAUGAUUUUGAUAUUUAAAAUUCUAUAUUUAUCGGUCACUUAUUUGGACUGUCUGAAUAAUUUUGAUUCAGUAAAGAUCAUAAAAAAGAAAUUUAUGUAUAGUUUCAACCUGAGCAUUCUUAAUCCAAAUUCUUUGAUUAAACGCUCUUUGAUCAAAUGUAAAUUGGAACCUAAUCCUAAUUUAAAUCAAAUUACAAUUACAAUUGGCUCUCAAUUAAACUUUACGUCUAUAAAUCUCUGAUCCAGGAACAAUUUUGAUUACAAUUAAACCUAGAUUAGAAACAAAUACUCGAACCUUAAUCUACUAUCUAAACUGUACUUCAACCUAUUCCAACCAACUGCAAUCAAAUUCAUUAAUCACCUCGGGGGCAACAUUCGUCUCCUUUUCCCUAAAAUUCGCUCGCUCUUCAAAUCCCAUCCAAAGUCAAUUUCACCAAGUAAUACACUUUAAUUCACCCCCUAAUUUAACCAACCCUUUGCGAUCACUCGAAAAUCGUAUCUUUCAAUUAUAUUUUCUUCGCCCACUUGGCUGGAUAGGAAUUUUGUCCAAAUGGAAGGAGGUAGGAAACUCUUCGACUCUCGUCCAUUGGCCGGCCUAUGGAACGUUACUCAUCUGGCAAGGAUCCACAGUUUUGCGAAGAUCGAUCAGGAUGUAAUUUUGAGGGAUAGCGGUUCCGUGCUCUGCAAGGAUAAGUGGAUAAAGACGGAAGUUGCCGCCCCAAUCCCCAUUUUCUCCCCGUUAACCGGGAAUUAGCCUGCUACAAGGGUGGUCCGUGUUCCGUUUUGAUUUAUUCGUGCGAUUUCGAUAGACUUUGAAUGAAUCGGUUAAGCGGCAGAGACACAGUUUCUGAAAUGGAACAAAAUCUUGGCGGCUGAAAUUAUCGAGACGUUGGGUUUUAAGAUAAUUUGCUCGUGGAAUUUCAUUUGUCGCUUUGGUUAAAGGAAUAUUCCGAUUUGAAGGCGUAAUUUUUGCACGACAUUUGGAAUAAAAAUUUAUUAGAUAAUUAUAGACCAAAACGCUUGAUGUUUGGUAUUAAGUUUAUUUUGGGUUUCCGAUUUGAUUGACCUUAUUCUUUAUCUUUGUUAUUAUUUUCAUAAUCAUUUUCAAUGGGUUUCACGUUAUUCGCGUGUUUAAAGACGUGCCUCUGAUUUAUACGUGUCUAGGUGAUUUUGUGCCAAGAGGGUAGUAAAUUAUUCCUUGGAUUAUAAUUAUUUUCACAAAGAUCUUCGUCGCCUUUUCAUUUCGAUAUAUUAAGAUUAUGCUUAAUAUUGUGGCAGUGAUUGCGACCAAUAAUAAUCCCAUUAAUAAUAGCCUUUUAUGCAAAUGUGAGAAGGGGAUUGCAGCCUAUUUGACUAUAAUAAGAACUUGUCGUGACUGAAAAAUGCUUAGGAAGCAUUAUUACAGGCACAUUCAAUAUUACGCCGGAGCCCUUUCUUCGACGCUACAAUUUCCAUUAAAAGUUUCAUGUUAGUUCCUCCUCUAUGAAAGAUAACUUAAAGAAUUUUGAUCGAACGUUACGACAAAACUGUUUAAAACGCAUCAAUCUUUUCAAAAAAAUCAUCAAACUUCGACCCUACGAUUUCAACCGAAUCUGUUGAUAGCCUGUUAUAGUAAUUGAUUGCAAACGAUUAAGUAAAAGAAAUUAGGAUAAAAAGAUUAAAAAAAAAAAA
Bombus impatiens (common eastern bumble bee) is the source of this 6130-nucleotide messenger RNA. RefSeq lists its product as uncharacterized. The record is from RefSeq and is a predicted model, not a curated record. Lineage: Eukaryota; Metazoa; Arthropoda; Insecta; Hymenoptera; Apidae. Bases 304 to 3639 code for a protein of 1111 amino acids. Gene Ontology annotation, molecular function: protein binding. The transcript is spliced from 14 exons.